Stegodyphus dumicola is the source of this 1872-nucleotide messenger RNA. RefSeq lists its product as uncharacterized. Lineage: Eukaryota; Metazoa; Arthropoda; Arachnida; Araneae; Eresidae. The record is from RefSeq and is a predicted model, not a curated record.
UCUUAUUUCGUGAUCCCAUGAGUAUAAAAGAAAUUAUUUCCGCUGUGACUUAAAGAAUGCUGCGGGAAAUGGGGUUGGAGGAAAGUCAGAAUAUAAAGAAUUUAAGUGAAAAGGCAGCUCUUUCAAAUUUACUGUUUAUACGCUUUUGCUAACAUGAAAUUCGUCAUCUUAUUCCCACUGUGUUUCUGGAUCGUACUUAUUGAUGGUAAACCAAAGGGGUAUUACGGUGGGAAAGGAGUCGCGAAAUUGAUGGAAAUGGCAAAUCAGGCUGGCUUUCUCCAUUACACAAUCCAUAGCUAUGAUUUUAAUCCAUUCGUAUCAUGGGCCAAGUAUGUAGAAAGUAUCCAAGAUAGAGACGACAUAGGUAUCUUAAAAGGCAUAAGCCGUAAAGAAAUUGAUGAAAUAUUUGGAAGUAGCAAAGAUGAGAAAUCUUUAAAAAUCAUACAUUAUUUUGUCAUUUCUUUUGAAGUCCAUGCUUCAGAUAUGUUUACAGUAAAUGGUUCUGAAUGGAUUCUCCGCAGUAAUAAAAAAAAAAUUGAUCUUCAAAAUAAUGUGGAUGAAAUUGUUACUGCGCAAAACCCUACUCUAGAGAUGAAAGGAGCAGAAAAAUUUACUAUCCAGUUCGACUUGGGUCCCCAACAAGAUACGGAGAAACUACGCAGUACUGCAUACUACUUUCAAAACCCAGAUAAUAAAGAAACUCAAUUUGAAGUUAUGUUAUUGAAUCCCGCACUUCACGUAUACGUGAAAGACUCUGUUCAGAGUAUGAAAUACAGAAUUAUAAUGUAUAUUCUGGAAAAGGAUGAAAUGCUGUUUCCUGGAGCCUCGACUGAUCUCAAAAAUAGUAAAGUGAUUCCUGUGCUCACAGAAAUAACACAUGAAAUCUUGAAAGAAACUAGAAAUCUGUAUACAGAAAGUGCAGUAGAAGUAUUGCACUCCUAUGAGGACAUAGCCAUCAGCUUGCAAGAUUAUCGUUUUUAUGAUUUUUUGAGAAAUUGGAUCACAAAAGAGGAUGAUAAUUAUGUGGAAAUCUCUUUACACGGAGCAGUUAAACAAGCUGUUCUUGAUCCAGAUUCCAUUCUCAGAUUUACUUCGUCGAAACUUAUACCGCAUGAUAUACAUGAAACAGAGGCACCUGCACCUCAUAGAUACUUCAACGUAGAUAGAGAGAUAUUUCCUUUACGUUUAGGAAACACCACAGCUCCACCAGGACAUCUGGAGUCCAAAGUUCCAUCAAUGUUGAAACAUCUGGAAAAAAACCGUAUAAAUGAAAAGAAGUUCGAAAAUCUUCGACAAUGGUUGCUUAAUGAAAUUAAGGCAGAUUUUGAGUCAUAUCCAGGUAGGAAUACCAAAGUUGAAUUUAAAAAACUGGAUCAUCAUUUCAGUGUGCGGACUAAGUACCACAUAGAUUCAGCUUUCAAAGAUAUUGUUAUUCAGACAUCAACACCUGGAGUAGAGAUAAAACGAAAAUGCAUUAAAUUGACAUCUGCAGAUGCUUGUGAGGAAGAUCAUUAAAUUGUGAAAAAAGGAUAGAAAAGAACAACAGGAUCUUCAAUCAUCAUGUAACAUAAAAUAAAGAAAAGAAAUAUAUUAAUGAAAUAAAAGCCUUAUAAUUUUUUAUUUUACAAUGAAAGUAAACUACAAAGAAAAUAUAUUUAGCAAUACAUAUCAAAAUAUGCAGAAGUACCAGAAUUCAAAAUAAGUCAUCUUGUAUUCUUUGGAUAACUAAAUGAGAAACUAAGCUCUAGGGCAUGCAAAAGUUAUUUUAAUAAAAGGAAACAAUUUUGAAAAUUUCAAAAUAAGUACAUCAUUUUACAUUACAUUACAUUUUUUUUUUUUCAUUAUCACAAUAUACAAAUGUUGAUUAUAAUG